This is a messenger RNA of Phalaenopsis equestris, 1530 nucleotides long. RefSeq lists its product as uncharacterized. Gene Ontology annotation, molecular function: ATP binding; metalloendopeptidase activity; ATP-dependent peptidase activity. Bases 41 to 1234 code for a protein of 397 amino acids. Lineage: Eukaryota; Viridiplantae; Streptophyta; Magnoliopsida; Asparagales; Orchidaceae. The record is from RefSeq and is a predicted model, not a curated record. The transcript has 7 exons. Gene Ontology annotation, biological process: proteolysis.
GGCCGAUACUACACUUCGUUUCUUUCACCUCUGCACCUCCAUGUCUUCCUCGCUUUCCUGCGCCUCCACUUCUGCAAGCCUCCCGUUCCCCGUCUUCAAAAUCGCAAAACCAAAUCUACUAUCGAUCCCAAUUCGAUGUAUUCCAGCUAAAACAUCCCGGUUUCUCGUCUUAAGAGCUAUUCGAGAAUGGCGCGAGUAUGAGGAUGCCGUGAGGGAGAAGGACCUCGCUCGAGCCCUACAGUUUUUGAAAACGAUGAAUACCAUUCGCAAUCCUAUUCAAUCCAGUGCACCUACCUCUUCUACUCCUUAUGCACCCGCGAAACCUUCCGCGUCUUAUAUGCUGGACCUCCCCAUGCUGGAGAAGGACUGGGAAGUGUUGGACACUUGUCUCAAUGCAGAUGAUAUGAGGUUGGUUGGAAGCGCUUAUGAGUUUUUGAAAGGUCGUGGGUUGCUGGAGAACUUCGGAAAAUGCAGAAAUAUUGUUCUAGAUGGAACAAGAGAGGUCACACCAACAAUUUUAAAACAAUUUACUGGCUUGGAAGCUUCUAAGCUUGCACCUAAGAAGUGGGGUCUUUCUGGAACCUCUAGGAUUAUGUUGCUUGCAUUUUUAGGUGGCGCCAAUCUCCUGAUCUCUCAAGGAAUAGAUAUAAGGCCUAAUAUUGCGGCUGUAAUAGGCUUGGCUGCCAUGGACGCCAUUUUUCUCGGGGGAACCUGUUUUGCACAAAUAUUAUGCUAUUGGCCUCCUUACAGAAACCGAGUUCUUGUACAUGAGGCAGGGCAUGUUCUAACAGCCUAUCUGAUGGGAUGCCCUGUGAGAGGGGUAAUUUUGGACCCCAUUGUAGCAAUGCAGAUGGGGAUUCAAGGGCAGGCAGGAACCCAAUUUUGGGACGAGAAGUUGGAAAAAGAGCUAGCAGAAGGUCGACUUAGUAGCACUGCUUUUGACAGGUACAGUAUGGUUCUCUUUUCUGGGAUUGCCGCCGAAGCUCUCAUUUACGGAGCGGCAGAAGGUGGUGAAAAUGACGAAAAUUUGUUUAGAAGUAUUUGUCUUCUCCUCCAACCUCCAUUAAGCGUCCCUCAGAUGGCAAAUCAAGCACGCUGGUCAGUAAUGCAGUCCUACAAUCUUCUUAAAUGGCACAAGAAAGCACAUUUAUCUGCUGUUAAAGCCCUGCAAUCUGGCUGCAGCCUUAGCGUGGUCAUCAGGAGGAUAGAAGAAGCCAUUUCCUCUGCUACUUAACAGAAGUUCUGUAAUUGUAUGAGAUGGAAGCUUGAGAUCGGUGAAGGAGAUGAUGACAGCUUUUUAGAAGUGUCACAUGGAAGGAAGGGAUAUUGUUGAGCAGGAAGAUUGAUCCCCAAUUUAGAGGGUUGGUUUUGUAAAUACUAUUUCCUAGAGGAGGAACAUGGUCAAAGUAAAAUUGUUGCUCAUUUGGCUUAUUCAGUAGUUCCAGUUUGUUGUAUGUAUGGUUUUAGUGGCAUUUACAUACACGCCAGGCGAUUGCUAUGUAUUUACGUAUCUAACCCGCUGACAUUCAU